CACAAAGGUUCAGCUCCUUCCUGCUGUGUGCUGGAUACAGGAUGGGAGGGAGGGACGGAGAGAGAGAGAGAGAGACAGAGAGGAUCAGGCACAGAUGAAUUGUAGUCUGAGUGACGGAAGCAGUGUGGGCACAUGUGAGUGAGAGAGGACGAAUCAGGAAGUAGAGAGACCUGCGCGCGUGUGUGUGUGCGCGAGAGAGAGAGACAGACAGAGUGUAAAUCCACAGAAAGAGGAAGACGACAUAAAGAAAGGAAGAAAAAGGGCUGCAGGAGGAAGCAGACAAGACAAGGGGACUCAGACUGAGAGGGAAGAUGGCUGAGCCGGAACUGAAAUCUAGAGGCAGCCGAGAGAGCAUCGCUAAGGAGAAGAUGGGGGCGACUGGAGCAGACCCUGAGCAAGAUGGUCUCAUUGUGGAGCAGCCAGCAUCUCCAUCUGACCCCGUGGGUUCUCCGCCUGCUGCCACAGGUUCCACCAACAGCCUGCCAGGCAAGGGGGAGAAGAUUGAACUCAAACGUAGCAUCACCCUCUUCAACGGUGUCGGAAUGAUUAUCGGCACCAUCAUUGGCUCGGGCAUUUUCGUCACUCCCACAGGUGUUGUCAAAGAGACCGGCUCUGCCGGGCUCUCUCUGAUCGUUUGGUCCACCUGUGGAGUGAUAUCCACCAUGGGUGCUCUGUGCUACGCAGAGCUGGGCACAACUAUUGCCAAGUCAGGAGGAGACUACACUUACAUCCUUGAGGUAUACGGCGAACUGGCUGCCUUUCUGAAGCUGUGGGUGGAGAUGCUCAUCAUCCGGCCAUCGUCGCAGUAUGUGGUGUCGCUGGUGUUUGCGACCUACCUUCUGAAACCUCUCUACCCCAACUGCGUUGUGCCUGACAGCGCAGCCAAGCUCAUUGCCUGCCUGUGUCUUACCUCCCUGACAUUUGUAAACUGUAUCAGUGUGAAAGCAGCAACCAAGGUCCAGGACUUGUUCACCGCUUCCAAAUUGAUAGCCUUGAUCAUCAUCAUCCUCUUUGGCUUCAUUCAGAUUUCCACAGGUGAUGUGCCAUAUCUGACCCCAGAAAAGGCGUUUGAAGGGAGCAAACUGGGAGUUGGGAAUAUUGUCCUGGCUCUGUACAGCGGUCUCUUUGCUUUUGGAGGCUGGAAUUACCUAAAUUAUGUAACGGAGGAGAUGAUCAACCCAGAGAGGAACCUGCCCUUGUCCAUCAUCAUAUCCAUGCCUAUAGUCACGGUGGUGUACGUCCUAACCAACCUGGCCUACUUCACCACCAUCUCUCCUCAAGUCAUGAUUGAGUCCGAGGCUGUUGCUGUGAGUUUUGGAGAGUACCAUCUUGGUGUGAUGUCCUGGCUCAUUCCCGUCUUUGUGGGACUGUCCUGCUUUGGUGCAGUCAAUGGAUCACUCUUUACUUCAGCGCGUUUGUUCUAUGCUGGAGCUCGAGAGGGUCAACUCCCUGCUGCUCUGGGAUUGGUCCACACAGACCUGUUCACACCAGUGCCAUCCCUCAUAUUCACAUGUUUCCUAUCGAUGAUGUAUGCCAUCUCCCAGGACAUCUUCUCUGUCAUCAAUCUCUUCAGCUUCUUCACCUGGAUGUGUGUUGGGAUGGCCAUUGCUGGCAUGAUCUGGCUGCGCUUUACCAAACCCGACCUCAGAAGGCCCAUUAAGAUUUCUCUCUUCAUCCCCGUUACUUUUGUGUUGAGCUGCGUCUUCAUGAUCGUCGUGUCCUUUUGGGCAGCUCCCUUCGAGUGUCUGCUAGGCAGCGGCAUUAUUCUCACAGGCGUCCCAGCGUACCUACUGGGCUACAAGUGGAAAAAACCCCAUGUGGUCAAGAAGAUGCUGGAAAUCUUCACCAUGUUCUGUCAGAAGAUCUUCAUGUCUGUUCCUGAAGAGAAGGAGCAACAUGAGGCGGCUGAAUAAUGCUGGACAGACUGAGCAAGAUGAAAGACUGGGUCAAUAUUUUUGUCUGGACAUUCCUGUAAUGUUUACAUUCAUCCACAUGUGAUUGGACUUUUUUUGUUUUAACUUUAUCUGACCAGGCAGGUAAUUGUGAACAUAUUCAAUAUUUGCAAGAGUGGCCUGACAAAUGAAGGAUUUGUGUAAUGAAUAUUUUAUGAAUACUGCAACUUUUCUGCAAAGAAGAUCACCGGGCAUUUUACGCUCCUCAUUAUGAAUUGAUUUUAGUAUUUCAGUGUAUUUCCUUAAAUGAUUAAACAUGCUCUGAUGUUCCAUGUUAGUUAAUGGAACGCCAUCUGUAAGUGUAUAACUGCUGCAGGCAUAUAAUUACUUGUGUACUGCAAGUACACAAUCAGGAGCUGCAGUGGCCUAUGACAUAAGGGUUUAUUUUUCUCCUGAAGUGUGCAAAUGAAUAGCUUAGUUGGGAAAAUAUAUGUUUAAUACCACUAACAACCAAACUAAACAUAGUAUAUUAUAGUUUACAGUUUAUAUUUAUAGUUGAUAUUGUGUUAAAAUAAAGGAUUUUGCUAUAGUUGCUGUAAUCACGUCACUUAGAGUUUAUAACUGAGGUCAGAUUUGGAAGAGGUUACCUAACAAAGCACUUACUACAUUUUCUCAUAUUGUACUAAUGUUUGUGUUAAAUAGUAAUUCAUUCUCACAUUUUACUUGAUAUUGUUUUUUAUUUAUUGGUAAGAUGAACUUGUAGCGCUGUCGUAAAGCACAAGCUAAAGCGAGAUGAAAGAGUGUCUGUGAUGUCUGCUCGAGCUGCACUGUGAAGUCGGUCUGUUUCUUGUAUCAUUUCAUUCUGAUAUUAAACCUCAUCGGCGCCACGUGUGACGAUACUUGAUGAAAACGA
Messenger RNA from Oreochromis aureus, 2805 nucleotides. Its product is annotated as large neutral amino acids transporter small subunit 1-like. The record is from RefSeq and is a predicted model, not a curated record. Gene Ontology annotation, molecular function: neutral L-amino acid transmembrane transporter activity; L-amino acid transmembrane transporter activity. The coding region runs from base 312 to 1913 and encodes 533 amino acids. Gene Ontology annotation, cellular component: membrane. Lineage: Eukaryota; Metazoa; Chordata; Actinopteri; Cichliformes; Cichlidae. Gene Ontology annotation, biological process: neutral amino acid transport; amino acid transmembrane transport. The transcript is spliced from 11 exons.